Messenger RNA from Folsomia candida, 3342 nucleotides. RefSeq names its product phospholipase D A. The transcript has 9 exons. The record is from RefSeq and is a predicted model, not a curated record. Gene Ontology annotation, cellular component: RNA cap binding complex; cytoplasm. Gene Ontology annotation, molecular function: translation initiation factor activity; RNA binding; eukaryotic initiation factor 4E binding. Gene Ontology annotation, biological process: regulation of formation of translation initiation ternary complex; positive regulation of translation. NCBI's taxonomy places the organism in Eukaryota, Metazoa, Arthropoda, Collembola, Entomobryomorpha, Isotomidae. Bases 1125 to 2900 code for a protein of 591 amino acids.
CAAAGUGUGUUAACAAUAAGACUGAAAAGGACGAGGCGGAGUGCAGAAUAAUAAAUAAGUCAGAGGUGAGAUGCGAUUUAGUUGAAUUUUGUCUAAUCGAAAUCAGGUGGAGAUAACACACGCGUCAAGUGUUUGCAUCAUUCUCGCCUCGAGUUCAUUGCAAUUUAUUAAGUUCAAUAAAUCAGUUGGUUAUUAAGUGCUAAUCCAGAUUGGAGGAUAAAUGAAUGCAGGUUUAUUCGUAUAUCCAUUUCCAUGUACGUUAGUAGCAACAAAAGCGUGUCAGAAAUUGCAAGCGUCACAUUUUUUAUUAAGACUUCAUAUAAUACGAUUAUUUAAUUGACUGGAAUGUUUAUAUCGCAAUUUAUACAAGUUUGUUACAUAAGUAAAUAGUAGAGAGUGAUGUCAAGUUUUGUGAUAAAAAAGUGGUUAUUGGACCCAUUUAACAAGCGUCAAAUCAAAGGUCCAUGCAAAAAUGAAUGAAACUUUAUUAAUGUCAAUGCUGCACAGUCAACAGUAAAAAAAAAUCUCUCCCUCCAUUCAUCCUCCUCCUUCCUUCAGAAUCUGUUACAGUUAAAAUUCAUGUCAUCAACUCGUGAGUGCACGAAAUUAGGCUUGUUUUAACAUUAACUGCUUAAAUAGCAGUAAAAGUGAAGAGUUGUUAUUCGAGUCAGUCAUCUCUUUCUUUAACGCGUUAAAAAUAGGACGGAUUUUUCAAGAAAAGACUUUUCUUCUGAAGGAAAAAGAAGACUCGUAGCGUAGCCAGCGGAAACAGCAGAGUUUUGAGAAAAACCCGAAUAAAUAUUAUCCGGGUAACAGAGAACACAACUCUCCCUGCUCAACUGCAUGCCUGCCCACAGCAGAAUUCGAACAUAAGGAAAGUUUCGGCCUAAUGACGGAGAUGCAUUCGGAGGAGUUUCACCACUGACUGGGAAAGUACAAAGUGUUAGAAUGAUGUCCGCAAAAGUGGUGGUGUAUUAACCCGACGAUAAGAAAUCAAGGCUGCUUAAUCUUUUCAACCCGUCAUCUUCCCUCAAAAUCUAUCAAUAAAUAUUUGCAAUAUCUAUUUUUCUCCUGGUAAAUCGCACCAUUAAUAAAUAACAGAUAAUCAUCACUCACUGCCAACCAUGCGGAGAGGGGGAGGUUACACGAAUCAGUCGUCCGUACUGCACAACGGUCCGCAGCAGCAUGGUCCCCAUCAUCAAAAUCAACAGCAAAACCGGAUGGGUCCAAACAGAAUGUAUCAUCAACAGCAACAACCCCACCAUCACGCCGCACAACAGCAACACCAACACCAUCAAACUCUUCAAACGCUUCAAACCCUGCAAAAUCUUCAGAACUUGCAGAAUCAACAAAUGGUGCCAUAUGGGCAGCACGUCAACAACGCGAGACCACUCUCCUUCCCGUCCCCUCCGUUACAACAGACGAAUAAUUUGACGUCGUCGUCGUCGUCAAACUCGAAUCAACAACAUUACGCGGCUGGUGGUGGUGGUGGUGGUGGGGGAGGCAUUGGCCCCACAAAUAAUCUGGUGUCAUUGUCAAAUUCUAAUAAUAGUGGGGGUGGUAUUAGCAGCAGUGCAAAUUAUUCUAAUCCAAGUACCUCUUCGUUGUCGGGGUCGAUAGCGUCUUCCGCCGUGCUGGGGGGAGAUAUGCCACCCGUGGAAACUGUUGUUGCCAGAUUGGAAACGGCGUGUCGAUUAUUGCACGGAAUUGGGGGCAAUCACACCAGAGUGAAUGAGAUCGGGGUUGAAAUCCUGAUCUUGUCGGAAGAUUUGAGACGGGUCGGACCCUUGUUGGAGACUGCUUAUCCAGACGUACUAGACCGAGUCAUGAGUUCAAUGAGAGACGCUUCCGCUCAGCCAAGUCUUCCACCCUCUCUGAGACUAGCGAUCUUUGAGCUGGUAGAAUUACGGGCUUCGAAAUGGAUGCUUCCUAGUGAUAGUUCAAAUUAUUAUAGGCAACGAAGAAAUAUUAAUGAAUCCGUUGAUCUAACUCCAGAAGUAUCAAAUCAUCACUAUAAUAGUUCCUCCUCCUCGACUAGUGGGGCCGGAAAUGCGUCGUCCGCAAGUCAGCGUGUAGUUAGUUCAUCAAUACCAAAACCUGAAGUAAUUUUUCCGUCUGAUCGGUCCCCUUCACUCGGAAGUUCGCCAAUCCCUUCAAACUCGACAACUUCGGAAACUUCAAAUAAUGCCAAAACGUAUCGAGAAGAGGUUCUAAUAAAGAACUCGGAUUCGGGGAAAGUAAUGGGCGUCCGAGGUCGACGCGUCCAUAUAAUUGAGGCAAUAAGUGAUACCAUAAUUUCAUUUGAGAAAGUUGCCCCUGCGGCGAAGGAACGCGUGCUAUCAAUUAACGGAUAUUCUCAGCAAAGUAUAAACAUGGCCAAGCAAUUGAUUCAAGAGACAAUUCAGCGAAAUUCGUCUCCCGUCUUUGACGGUCUUGUGUCCACGGGGUCAGAAUAUUCUGGCGAUGGAGACGACUUAGAUUCCGGGAUGGUUGGUGCUCUCAAGAAAAUGAGUACUUCCGGUGCUUUGCAGAAAUUUUGCUACUCUGUCAACUUGGGAGAAGAUGUCCUCCGAAUUACGGGGAGCAACUUGCAAUUUGUUCAGGAAGCAAAGUUUGCCCUUGAUGACUACUUUUCCCAAAAAUACCCAGAGUUGUUCUAUGCCAGUAAUGAUGUCGAAGACGAAGAAGAAAUUUCAGAAGAUGUUCAAUUAGUUCCAAAAUACGACAGAACAACGUUACUGAGUCUUUCUCUCGUUAAAACACCAAUGCCAAAUUUCACCCAUUUGGAUCCAGAAGUUCAGAACUGCAUAGUUCUUACAACACCGAGAAAGUUUGAUCCUGAUAAAUUCUGCAGGGAAAUGUCGACCGGUGAUUGGGUGACGCGACGGGACGGAAUUUAGUGAAUUGAUAAGAUAUAAAAUUUACUAAAUACUAGUCAUCACCAACUACUAAUUAAUCUAAUUAAAUAUGUAGUAAUUAAAUUUUGUUACUCAUAAAUAAACGUUUUUCUCAAUGACCUGAAUGGACUGUGCCAAAAUUAUACAUACAUUUACCUAAUAUGAAUGAAUUUGGCAAUUUAAUUAACACGAAGAAGACUAUAAAGCUUUGAUGGAAAAAUUUCUAUGUGAUGAAUUUACAGCUUAUUUAAAUAUUUGGAUAUUUACAUGUAUGUGCAUGUGUGUGUUUACUAGUAAAUAAGAUUUUUUUUAUUAUGCAGAAGACCUAACGCGUAAUAAUAAUUCUUCGUCAUUCUAUUAAAUCCUCUUUUAUAUUUCUGUCAAUAACGAAGAUGGUCAAUGGUGUGGGAAUAAAAUUUUAGUAGUGCAAAUAUUUGCCAAAUUA